Molecule: messenger RNA, 504 nt
Organism: Neomonachus schauinslandi (Hawaiian monk seal)
Lineage: Eukaryota; Metazoa; Chordata; Mammalia; Carnivora; Phocidae
Product: U1 small nuclear ribonucleoprotein C-like
Biological process (GO): spliceosomal snRNP assembly; mRNA splicing, via spliceosome; mRNA 5'-splice site recognition
Cellular component (GO): nucleus; U1 snRNP
Molecular function (GO): pre-mRNA 5'-splice site binding; zinc ion binding
Source: RefSeq, a predicted model, not a curated record
GUGGCCAAUGGCGUGCAGAGCAACAUGCCUAAGUUUCAUUGUGACUACUGUGACACGUACCUCACCCAUGACUCUCCAUCUGUGAGAAAGACACACUGCAGUGGUAGGAAACACAAAGAGAAUGUGAAAGACUACUAUCAGAAAUGGAUGGAAGAGCAGGCUCAGAGCCUGAUUGACAAAACAACCGCUGCAUUUCAACAAGGAAAGAUACCUCCUACUCCAUUCUCUGCUCCUCCUCCUGCAGGGGCAAUGAUCCCACCUCCUCCCAGUCUCCUGGGUCCUCCUCGCCCUGGUAUGAUGCCAGCGCCCCAUAUAGGGGGCCCUCCCAUGAUGCCAAUGAUGGGCCCUUCUCCUCCUGGGAUGAUGCCAGUUGGACCUGCUCCUGGAAUGAGGCCACCUAUGGGAGGCCACAUGCCAAUGAUGCCUGGGCCCCCAAUGAUGAGACCUCCUGCCCAUCCCAUGAUGGUGCCCACUCGGCCAGGAAUGACUCGAUCAGACAGAUAA